This is a messenger RNA of Oncorhynchus kisutch (coho salmon), 2755 nucleotides long. RefSeq names its product ADP-ribosylation factor-like protein 6-interacting protein 1. NCBI's taxonomy places the organism in Eukaryota, Metazoa, Chordata, Actinopteri, Salmoniformes, Salmonidae. The transcript has 6 exons. The record is from RefSeq and is a predicted model, not a curated record. Gene Ontology annotation, biological process: cotranslational protein targeting to membrane. The coding region runs from base 151 to 762 and encodes 203 amino acids. Gene Ontology annotation, cellular component: Sec61 translocon complex; membrane.
GACGUUGUUCGUAAGUCCAUCCUGCCGGGCAUCCAACGGUUGGUUUGUGAACUGCAAAAUCCACAAAGAAGAGAGGGAAGGGUCUGCUGCGCCCCUGGGUCGUUUUAAAUUUGCCUUUAAAACCACCGAAAACUUAAACAACCGCUAGCUAUGGCAGAGGGAGACAACAAAAGCGCCAACGUACUCGCCCAGGAGACGGCCCAGCUGGAGGAGCAGCUGCAGGGCUGGGGAGAGGUGAUCCUGGCUGGGGACCAGGUCCUGCGCUGGAAGAAACCAUGGUUCCCUGGAGCCCUGAUGGCAGCCACCACACUGGUCUUCAUGAUGAUCUACUACCUGGACCCCUCGGUGCUGACCGGCCUGUCCUGCACUGUCAUGCUGCUGUGUCUGUCAGACUACCUGGUGCCUACUCUCGCACCCCGCAUCUUCGGAUCCAACAAGUGGUCUUCAGAGCAGCAGCAGCGUUUCCAUGAGAUCUGUGGUAACCUGGUGAAGACUCAGCGUCGCAUCCUGGGCUGGUGGAAAAGACUCUUCUCGCUCAAGGAGGAGAAGCCCAAGAUGUACUUUGCGUCGGUGAUCAGCAGUCUGGUGACGGUGGCCUGGAUGGGACAGCAAGUCCACAACCUUUUCCUCACCUACCUGAUCGUGAGUUUCCUGCUCCUGCUUCCUGGUCUGAACCAGCAUGGCGUCAUAAGCAAGUACGCUGGCAUGGCCAAGAGAGAGAUCAACAAACUGCUGAAACAGAAGGAGAAGAAGAACGAGUAGGAAGAAAGAGGAGAAGAAGAACGAGUAGGAAGAAAGAGGAGAAGAAGAACGAGUAGGAAGAAAGAGGAGAAGAAGAACGAGUAGGAAGAAAGAGGAGAAGAAGAACGAGUAGGAAGAAAGAGGAGAAGAAGAAAAUGAGAAACCCGUAGAUCAAACGUUUUUAAAAAAGGAGCUUCAACGAAGUGCUUCCUGUACUUCCUCAGUCUGCUCAGACCAACUCUACACACGCCCUCUCCCCCCUUGACCUGUCACCUAACCAACCAAUCACCUGGCGGGAUUUGUUUUUCAACAGGAAGUGUUUUUCCACCUAUCCUCCCACGCAUGCAGUCAGUCGCCACGUCGGUCAAGGCUUUAGUUCACGAGUAGACCACACUGAAACAUUACAACACACACAUAUGAACCCCCCCCCCACAUGGAGGUGGCCCCCAGCUGUGUCUGUCUCUAGAUCCUAUAAGGAGGUGUUUAAGAUGCCAGUCACUUAUUACUUUUGAAGUCCGAGGAAAGACUACAGAAACCUCUAGCAAUAUUAUUAUCCCCUCCCCCCACACAUAUAAUAAAACUACAAUACAAUAUAUAAUAAAACUACAUCUCCCAGAGAGGAUGGUUAGUUUAAUGGACAUACUGAUGGUAGGUGGGGUCAGUAAUUACAUCUCCCAGAGAGGAUGGUUAGUUUAAUGGACAUACUGAUGGUAGGUGGGGUCAGUAAUUACAUCUCCCAGAGAGGAUGGUUAGUUUAAUGGACAUACUGAUGGUAGGUGGGGUCAGUAAUUACAUCUCCCAGAGAGGAUGGUUAGUUUAAUGGACAUACUGAUGGUAGGUGGGGUCAGUAAUUACAUCUCCCAGAGAGGAUGGUUAGUUUAAUGGACAUACUGAUGGUAGGUGGGGUCAGUAAUUACAUCUCCCAGAGAGGAUGGUUAGUUUAUUGGACAUACUGAUGGUAGGUAGUGUCAGUAAUUACAUCUCCCAGAGAGGAUGGUUAGUUUAUUGGACAUACUGAUGGUAGGUAGUGUCAGUAUUGUUUCAGGAGGCUGGGACACCGCUGUUGUUGUUGUUGCCAUCGUUCCUUUAACUUUCAGAUUCCUGCUUCUGUCUGUUUUUAAGAUUGCACUGAAACCGUAGCAGAAACUGGAGUUUAGAGUAGAGAAGCAGACCUAGGUGACAUCUCCCACGUGGCACCCUAUUCCCUAUGUAGUGCACUACACCUAUAGGCCUUGGUCAAGAGUAGUGCACUAUCUAGGGAAUAGUGUUAUUUGGGACUCGAGCCUAGUCUGGUGACAUUUGGAAUAUAUAAUUCAGGGUCUGAAAUGGCACCCUAUUCCUUAUGUAGUGCACUAGCCCUAUAGGCCCAGGGCAACAGUGUAGUGCACUAUCUAGGGAAUAGGGUGCUAUUUAAGACACCGCCCUGGUGUGAGCCGACACUGGUUCAGAGGCACAGACCUAGGAUCAGCGUAACCUGCCCCCUACCCUGACCUUACUGUCUAGUCCAGGGGAUCUUUACCUUACUAGUCCCACUGCUGUUACGCUGUUAGCUGGACCUGCUAGAGUCCUUUCUGUCCCUCUAUCCCUGUCUCACGACAGUCUAAACCCAGCUCACGUUCCCUGUUAGUGGGUGAACAAUCCAACGCUUGAUGAAAUCUACUAAUAACGCUGUUAGCUGGACCUGCUAAGAGUCCUUUCUGUCCCUCUAUCCCUGUCUCACGACAGUCUAAACCCAGCUCACGUUCCCUGUUAGUGGGUGAACAAUCCAACGCUUGAUGAAAUCUACUAAUAACGCUGUUAGCUGGACCUGCUAGAGUCCUUUCUGUCUCUCUAUCCCUGUCUCUCUCUGGUCGGGGGGCCGAUGAUUGUAAAUACGCCAAUCCUCUUCCUAUCUUUUAUCUCUCUGUCUUGUCUGUGUUUAUAUUCUUUACCUACUAUCUCGCUGCUCCUCUCCUCCAUUUCAUCUGUUUGAGUUCUCUACAAAACAAUGAAUAAAGUCUGAUUUAAAUGAACA